Trichosporon asahii var. asahii CBS 2479 is the source of this 1053-nucleotide messenger RNA. RefSeq names its product coenzyme A transporter. NCBI's taxonomy places the organism in Eukaryota, Fungi, Basidiomycota, Tremellomycetes, Trichosporonales, Trichosporonaceae. Gene Ontology annotation, cellular component: mitochondrial inner membrane. Bases 1 to 1053 code for a protein of 350 amino acids. The record is from RefSeq and is a predicted model, not a curated record. The transcript has 4 exons. Gene Ontology annotation, biological process: transmembrane transport.
AUGGCGAGCCACUCCGCAGGAGACAAGGUGUCUCCAGCGAGAGAUAUGGACACCGUCCACCUUCAGCGACCUUCAGAUCUCAGGCAAGCAUGGCUUGAGAGUCGACAUCGGGCGAAAACCGACAAGUCAAGUUGGGACUACAUUAUCACGAGUGGGAUCGUCGGCGGCAUUGCUGGCUGUGUGGCCAAGACGGCAAUCGCUCCACUGGAUCGGGUCAAGAUCUUGUUUCAAACCUCGAACUCCGACUUUCGGAAAUAUGCAGGUACGGCUGACAUGAGCGAGAACACUACUUACAACAGGCACGCCUGCUGGUUUGAUCCAUGCUAUGGGCAAGAUAUACCGGACGACGGGGUUUUGGGCCUGUUUCAAGGGCACUCGGCAACAUUGCUUCGAGUGUUCCCUUAUGCCGGUAUCAAGUUCAUGUUCUACGACUGGAUUGAAAAGCGGACACCAGGCCGAUUUUUCCUGGCAGGAGCAACGUCCGGUGUUGCUGCCGUGAUGCUGACCUACCCCAUGGAGCUCGUAAGAGUGCGCAUGGCUUACCAAACAUCGGGCACGGAGCGACCGACGUUGCGCCAUGCCGUUCGUUCGAUAUACGAGGAGGCUCGAGGGAACCCGGGCGUGUCGCCAUUUACCCGUGCUCUGCCGUUCUACCCAUUUUAUCGCGGAUUCUCGGUCACAUUGCUGGGGAUGAUCCCUUACGCGGGCGUGUCCUUCUUGACGUACGGCACCCUCAAGACGCAUUUGCCGAAAUAUGUACCGUACCUCCGCGCUCGACCAACCCAGCGGGACCUGUUGUGCGGAGCAGUGGCAGGCCUCAUCAGCCAGACGUGCAGUUACCCCUUCGAGGUCGUACGUCGCCGGAUGCAGGUAGGAGGCGCCCGCGGCGGUCCCGGUAUCAACUGGAGACAGGCUGUUGGCUCAAUCUACAAAGCCAGCGGAUGGCGAGGCUUCUUUGUGGGCUUGAGCAUUGGCUACAUCAAGGUCAUCCCCAUGACCAGCAUCUCGUUUGCUACCUGGCAGUUCCUCAAGAGACUUUUGGUUCUCCCUUGA